UCUUGUCAAAAAUUAAAUAUUGUACUUGUAUAGAUCAUCGCGGAAAGAAAACUUUAUCACGAACGCACCAAUGACCGAUACUUAAAAAACCUUGAAAGUAACAAAGAGACAGAAAAUUUCGAAGUGUUUGGAAAUACGUAAGAGAUCAGAGCUUCUAAUUUAGUUUGGCUGCGCAAUUAAUUUAAUAUUAUACAUUAUGCUUGCAUUAUUUAUAUUAAACACAUAAUCACAUGUAAUAAUACAACAUACGUUUGCUGUAAAAUUAAAUCAUUAUUAUUUGUAAUAAAGUUUGAAUUUUAAACAAGAACUGUUAUUGUAUAACUAAAGUGUGGCAUGUAAAGGUGAAAUUGUAAUUAAUAUGCUUUUUUUAGUUAAAAAAAGUAGGCUAGCCAUGUUGGACCUUUUAAUAGCGGCAUCUCGAGAACAUUCUCUAACUGAUUUGGAUAUCAGAGAAGAAGUUGACACUUUCAUAUUUGCAGGUCAUGAUACUACAGCGUCGGGCAUAAUGUUUGCUUUACUACUCUUAGCUGAGCAUAAAGAUAUCCAGGAGCGUGUGAGGACUGAAGUCGAUACUGUGAUGCAAGAGAAUGGAGGAAAACUUAAUAUGAAGUCAUUACAAAAUUUAUCAUAUUUAGACAGAUGUUUAAAGGAAGCGUUACGUUUAUAUCCCAGCGCAUCUUUGAUAUUACGCAAGACUGGGGAUGCUGUAAAAUUACAAUCAUAUAUCGUACCCGCUGGAACGACCGUACUUCUUAAUAUCUACGGAGUUCACAGAGAUCCCAAUUUUUGGCCAAAUCCAGAUAUAUUUGAUCCGGACAGAUUCUUGCCCGAAAGGAUAAAGAAUCGUCAUCCUUAUUCUUAUAUACCAUUCAGCGCAGGACCAAGAAAUUGCAUAGGUCAACGUCUCGGUUUACUGAUGAUGAAAGCUAUGAUAGCUCUUUUGAUACAUAAUUUUUACUUGGAACCUGUUGAGUAUUUAAAAAAUAUUCGAUUAUUGUUGGAUUUAGUAAUACGUCCUGCUCAUCCGGUUCAUAUAAGAUUCAUCCCGAUCAAAUGCAAACAGCCGUUUAAAAAUAACGUGGAUAUUGCAAAAGUGUAACAAGAUAAUGCAGUGGGAACAAUCGAAGAAAAUUGUUAUGCAUAUUAUACGUUCAACAUUAUGAGGAAAAUAUUGUGUAAAGUUUAGCAUUAAGUUUAAUUAUUAAAAUAUAUACAUAAAAAUCUUAUAAAUCAGAACUCUAAGUACCCAAAUUUAACUUAUGUAAGGAUCCUCUAUCAUGUGCAAUCACAAUAAAAACGUUUAUCCAUAAAAUAUA
Messenger RNA from Camponotus floridanus (Florida carpenter ant), 1316 nucleotides. Its product is annotated as cytochrome P450 4C1-like. NCBI's taxonomy places the organism in Eukaryota, Metazoa, Arthropoda, Insecta, Hymenoptera, Formicidae. Bases 359 to 1099 code for a protein of 246 amino acids. Gene Ontology annotation, molecular function: monooxygenase activity; iron ion binding; heme binding. The record is from RefSeq and is a predicted model, not a curated record. The transcript has 5 exons.